GGGCACAGGGUUUCGCUUAUAUCAUUUCUGGUGAGGGAAAGAGUUGAACAUGAAUAGCGUUUUCAGCGAGCAGAUACUUGUGGACAAGCUUUCCAAGCUUAAUAGCACCCAACAGUGCAUUGAAAGUAUCCUUUUUUUUGUUUUCUAUUACUUGAUUAAUGUUGUUGUUGUUGUUGCUUUGGGAUUCCAGAUUCAGCACUGGGAUCAAGCUAUCUGCUGUGACUUGUUCUGCUUGAACUAGGACUAUUUGGCUGUGCUUCAUUAACUUGUUUUUGGUUACUGAAUGAACGUUCUUUGCUAAUUCUUUGCAUUGAUUAUCUGAAUUUUAGAUGAAUAAGGAACACCAACCGUUGUGUCAAGGUCUAUAUAUGUUCUAAUUAAUUGAAACUAAACUACUAUAUAUAUCGAAUAUGUUUACCAAACUUGGUGGCAUCUCUGAUAAAUGACCUAGGCUGGCAGUAGACAAUUCAAAUCCGGAGUCAGGAGUUUCAUAUAGCCAGUUAACUUCGGUGCUCAAGGGAAUUGUUUUGUCUUUCAAUUUUCCAGAGCAAAGCAGAACUUGUUGUUGCAAAUUGGAAAAAACAAUUUGACAAAUCAGAGAUGGUUCAAAGAGUUCCCCUUCUGUAUCUUGGAAAUGACAUCCUGCAGAACAGCAAGCGUAAAGGAAAUGAAUUUGUUACAGAGUUUUGGAAGGUUCUUCCAGCAGCACUUAAAGAUGUUAUUGAGAAAGGUGAUGAUCAUGGAAAGCACGUGGCAUCUAGACUGGUUGAAAUAUGGGAGCAAAGGAGAGUGUUUGGAUCUCGAGCUCGGAACCUUAAAGAUCUAAUGCUUGGAGAAAAGGUACCUCCACCGUUGGAAUUCAGGAAAAAGCGAUCACGUUCUAUAAGAAUUAUGAAAAGGGAUUUCCGCUCCAUCAAAUCGAAAUUGUCCGUAGGAGGUACAGCAGAAAAAAUAGUGUCCGCAUUUCAUUUGGUGUUCAGUGAACAAUCCAUUGAAGAUGCCGAGAUGAGUAAAUGCAAGUCUGCUGUUCAGCAUGUGAGGAAGAUGGAAAAAGAUGUUGAUAUCGCAUGCACUAUUGCUAAGGAUCCUAAACGAAAAACUUUGUCAAAGAAACUAGAGGAGGAAGAAAAUCUCCUGAAGCAAUGCAUAGAAAAGCUUAAAUUAGUUGAAGCAAGUAGAGUAGCGCUUGUAUCUCAGUUAAAAGAAGCUUUGCAUGAGCAGGAAUCUGAACUAGAGGAUGUUCGUACUCAGAUGCAGGUUGCACAAGCACAAGUAGAAGAGGCUAGCAGUAUGCGGGAGCGACUUGAUAAUGAAGAUUCUUCACAGAAAGCAUCCACUGCAACAACUUCAGCUACUGAUGCAAAUGCAAAAUCAGCAGCAGCAACUAAAAAGUCAGCUGCAACAAUAGCUGCUGAAGUUGCAGACAAGCUUGCAGCUUCUUCGUCAUCUCAAUUGAUCAUGGCUUCUGUUCUCUCAACAUUUGCAGCAGAAGAGGCAAAAAAUGCUGGGCAAACCUCUGAGUCCACAUCAAAACAUGAGAUGUCAAUGCCUAGUUCAGAUCCGCAUAUCUUUAUGUCCUCACAACAGUUGAUUGCCGCACCAAACCAUUCAUAUCCUUCAGUUCUGGUAACGCAACAAACCAUGCAGAAUGCAGCAGUCCCUUCAUCACAAGGUCAAUAUCACAUGCUUUGUAAUCCAUCGUCCCAGCAAUACGUGCAGUCAACAGGUGGGGCUAUCUCUCCAUAUGGUUAUGGUAGCAUCCCAUCAUUACCACCAGUACCGCCCCCACCCCAUGUGGUGGGGACAAUGGUGCCUUUGACAUAUCAGACACUGCAAACAACUCAGCAUCAAGCAAUACCAAUAACCCAGCAAGCCCCAGCACCUCUUAAUUUCCAGCCACUUCAGCCACCAGGAAUGGUGUACUAUCCUAAUUACCAGCAUUCUAUAUGAGACCUACAGACUACAUUAGCUAGACUGUAGUCAACAUGACCUUUUUUUGAAACAAGCGAAUUCUGGAGAUUGGGAAUUUUAUUUUUUUGCCAAUGGUACGCUGGGACUGGAACUGAGCUCGCAUUUGUAUGGAAGCAAGACUACCAGAUUUCCCCAGGGAUGUGAAAGGAAACUAGGGGGUGUUUGGUAGAAGAGAAAAUUUUUUUUACCAGGGAAAUAUAAUUAAUAGGAAUAUGGUGGGAAAGUGAUUUUGGCAUGAAAGUUUAAAAAAAAUUGUUUGGUAUGCCGAAAUAUUAUCGGAGAAAUUGGGUUAAAUUUUCUGAGUGUAUGUUUGGUUGAAGGGAAAAUAUUGAUGAAAAAAUUGGUUAAAAAUACUAAAGUAACCCUUUUUUAUACUUAUUGAAUGUGAAUAUAUAUAUAACAUAAAACCCUUUAUUAAAAAUGGUAUUUUUUCUCUUCUUGUUUUCAGAUUGAAUUCUGAAUCUGGAAAUCAUGAUUUGCCCUGCAAUUUCUUCUCAGAACUCAUUUAAAGACACAGUGAACUUCAGUUAUGUCACUGUUUACAGCUCUACCGGGUCAUAUUAACUCGUGGGUCACUGAUUUUGUUAAACUCGGCCGAUCUAACGCGGUUUACGCAAGUUCAUUGACAUGGCCGAUCCGUU
Gastrolobium bilobum is the source of this 2612-nucleotide messenger RNA. RefSeq lists its product as uncharacterized. Gene Ontology annotation, molecular function: RNA polymerase II complex binding. Lineage: Eukaryota; Viridiplantae; Streptophyta; Magnoliopsida; Fabales; Fabaceae. The record is from RefSeq and is a predicted model, not a curated record. Gene Ontology annotation, cellular component: RNA polymerase II, holoenzyme. The transcript has 8 exons. Gene Ontology annotation, biological process: mRNA 3'-end processing. The coding region runs from base 601 to 1950 and encodes 449 amino acids.